CUGCCACUGCCCUUAAAAGUCAUCGAUUUCAGUUGGUUUUCAACAGUAACUCACCUGAGCUCGGCAGCGUUUUGCCGUCUGAGAUUAGAUACCAAAUCACCGCCGGUCCAAAAACCCCCAAAUGAAAACCCUAAUUUCCCAAUUCUUCAUCAACUACUCCAAGCCUCAAUUCUCACCUCCACCUUUUCUCUUCCGCUUUCCAAAUCAAAACCAAACCUUGCUUCACAUUUCCAGACCAAAUCGGCUCUCCUCCGUCAGAGCUCACUUGAGUUCGGAAUCGUCAAGCUACGGCGGCUGGGACGACCUCAGACCCGUCGCCGGCGACUCGGAUCAGCUUCGUAAGUUUCUGGCCUCUACAGGAAUCGAUGAUAGGAAGCAUGUGUUUGCGUUUCUACUAGGCCUUAUCUGUGCUUUCGCGAUUUCUAGGGUUAGGGUUUCUUCCAUUGUUGUGGUUCCGGCUUCGGUUUUGAUUUUUAGCCUUGGAUUUUCGGUUGGGUUUGUUCGUAGGGGAGGUUUUGGUGAGUUAAAUGGGACUAAGAGGAGGACUAAAGAAGACGGAUUGGUUGUUUAUAGUGAGAAAUUGAGGAGCUUGGUGGAGGUUUUUGAUGGGUUUAGAGUUAGAGUUGAUGAUUUGAAGUGUGAGAUACAGAGGGCUAUUGAUUCCAGGGGGAUUACGGUUAGUGAUUUGGAGAGUUAUGUUGAGGCAAUUGAGGGUGUUAGUUUAGCGGCGUCUGAUGGGAGGAGCAUUGUUGAGGAGUGUGUUGAUAAUUUGGCUAGGUCCAGUGUUGGGUUUGCGGAGAAUUACAAGACAAGUAAGAGGAAGAAAGAGCCUGUUGAGAUCGGAUAUGCGGUGUGGCAGUACAUUGGGGAUUUGUUUAAGGAGAAGUUGGCUGAUCAUAAGCCUAGUAAAGCGAAAAUCAAUGGUAAGCGAGAGAGUGUGGAGAAAGUAGGGGGUGAUCACAGUAGAGCGAAUGGUUUGAGUUCUAAUAAUGAUAAAGAGAUGGUUUCUGAUUCUGUUGAUGAUAGUGUGGGGAUUGCAAAUUUUGGUCAUUCUCAGGAUUCGGUCAAUAGGUCUGCUUUGAAUGAAACUGGAAAUGGAAGAAUCAAGCUUGCUUCAUCAAAUAAAAAUAUGCGUUCAGAGGAGGUGAGUUGGGGUAUUGACAGUGUUACAGAGAGCAAAGAGAAUAGUCAUCAGAAUAACAGACUGCAGUUCAUGAGCAAUGGUCAUAUCUCUUCAAAGAUGGGCCAUGACCGUAAUGAAAUGUGGGAAUCCAAUGACAAUCUGCUUGAUUCUGUUGAUUUUAGUGUCAGAAUGAAACAUAUGGAAAAUAAAGCUUCAUUCGUACAAGAACAGAUACUCAAGGAAUCUGAUGGGGAUUACAGGUCUUCUCUUAUCGGGGAAAAUAGUGAAGAUGAGACUUAUGGGCCUCAGAUUAAACAAGAGAGAGUAAAUCACGAAGAAAAUUUCCCUUUGGAUGAUCAAUUGUCUGGAAAUGAGAGUGAACUCCCCUCCCUUUCAUCUUCGUCAAUUUCAGAGGAUGUAUUGUUUGAUAGGUAUGUUACAGAAGCAAAUGAUCUUCUAAAACAAGCCAAGGAAUUCAUAAAGGCUACACAUAAUGAAGAGCGGGCAGAGAUCGUAUUGUACAGGUCAGCCAAAUUACUGUCUAAAGCCAUCACUAUGAAGCCAAUGAGUUUGUUGGCCGUGGGCCAAUUAGGCAACACUUACCUUCUUCAUGGAGAGAUGAAGUUAAGGAUUAGUCGUGAGUUGAGAAGGCACCUUACAAGAAGUGACCCCUCAUCGGUUGAGAAAUGGAUUAGAAUGCAAGAUAAAAUCACUAGUAAAGAUGAUAUUGCAUCUGUCCUCAUUAACACGUGUGAAGAGUGCGAAGAACUUCUUGUGGAAGCAGGUAGAAAGUACAGACUGGCAUUAUCAAUUGAUGGGAAUGAUGUAAGAGCCCUGUAUAAUUGGGGUCUUGCCCUUACAUUCCGUGCACAGUUGAUUGCAGAUAUUGGACCUGGAGCAGCUUUUGAUGCUGAUGAACUGUUUUUGGCUGCAAUUGACAAGUUCGAUGCCAUGAUGUCUAAAGGAAAUGUUCAUGCACCUGAUGCUCUUUUUAGAUGGGGCAUGGCACUACAGCAAAGAUCGCGUCUACGGCCUAGCAAUGGUAAAGAGAAGGUGAAGUUGCUGCAGCAGGCAAAGAGGCUGUAUGAAGAUGCACUUAAUAUGGAUUCAAACAAUGUCCAAGUAAGACGAGCCUUAUCAUCAUGCAUGUCUGAGCUUAGCAGUAGGCACCUUUACUUUUAACAAAACCCAAAACUGACCAGUUCCGCUGCAUGGUUCCUCCCUUGUAGUUAUUCCCAGCAUUUAUUCUUCUUCUUCUUCUUCUUCUUCUUUUC
This is a messenger RNA of Fragaria vesca subsp. vesca, 2397 nucleotides long. RefSeq lists its product as uncharacterized. The transcript has 3 exons. The record is from RefSeq and is a predicted model, not a curated record. Gene Ontology annotation, molecular function: protein binding. NCBI's taxonomy places the organism in Eukaryota, Viridiplantae, Streptophyta, Magnoliopsida, Rosales, Rosaceae. The coding region runs from base 122 to 2305 and encodes 727 amino acids.